GAUCUGGUGGCUGCUACCCGUGAUCGGAAGCUGAAUACGUUCGUACAAGUCUCGGUGGUGCACCCAGCAGAGCACGUUUUGACGAGGUAUUCAAGCACUGAAAUCGUGGAGGGUACAAGAGAUCCACUGUUUUUGACUGGUGUGACAUUCCCACCGGAAUAUCCCAUCUAUGAAGAGACUAAAAUAAAACUAACAGUCUAUGAUGUCAAAGAUAAAUCUCAAGACACAAGAAGCUUCCUGGGUUGUACAACUUUUAGAGUGGGAGACUUGGUAAAGUCAAAGGAACAGCAGCUGACUCUCACCCUCAGGACUUCUGAUGGUGGAAAGACAGUUGGUACCAUUGAAGUCAAUCUUGUCAAGAUGGGAGAGCUAGAGGAUAGGGAAACUGAUCACAUCACAACAGACACCCAGGAUCAAAAGUGUGCAUUGGUUCGUGAAUGUACAGCCACUGAAGGCAUAAGUGGUAAAGACAGCUUGCCUUCCUUAAAUGCAGUGUUAAAAAACCCAAUUUGUAAGUUAUAUAGAUUUCCUACUUCAGACAACAAGUGGAUGAGGAUCCGGGAACAGAUGGCUGAGACAACCCUUUCUUUCCAUGUUCCUAAAGAACUGAUCAAUCUGCACAUAAAGGAGGACAUGAGAAGGAAUCAAGAACUUAAAGACUUGGGAGAACUUGCUCCUCACUGGGACAACAUGCGCAAAAGUGUCAUUGCUCACUGUGAUCAGAUGUUGAGCCUGUACCAGGAUACUCUUGCAGAGCUUGGGAAGCAUACAGGUUCCUCCUUCAAAUCAAGCUGUAGCAAAGGAGAAAAAACAUUGGAGUUCAUCCCAAUAAAUCUUCAUCUGCAAAGAAUGCAUGUGCAUAGUCCUCGAUUGAAAGAUGCUCUGUAUGAUGUUAUCACUGUGGGAGCCCCAGCAGCACACUUUCAAGGAUUUAAGAAUGGUGGUCUCCGAAAAUUGCUGAGUAAAUUUGAGGCAGAAAGACGAAAUACUGGAUACCAAUGUAUUUAUUAUUCACCUGAAAACACAGCCAAAGCAAAAGAAGUUCUCAGCAACAUCAAUCAUCUACAACCGCUCAUAUCAAGCCAUGCAGACCUGCUGCUUAAUUCUGCAAGCCAGCAUUCUCCAGACAGCUUGAAGAAUUCUUUAAAGAUGCUUUCAGAAAAAACAGAGUUAUUUGUGCAUGCCUUUAAGGAUCAGCUGGUCAGAAGUGCCCUUUUAGCACUAUACACAGCCAGACCUGGCUGUGUCCUCAAGAAACCAGCUGUGCCUAGGAGCAGUGCAGAAGAGGGGGGUGAUUUACAGCAUCAGGAUCAUCCUUCUCAGGUUAAAAGACAGGACUCUAUACCCCAUCAUUCUGAGUAUGAUGAGGAAGAGUGGGACAGAGUGUGGGCCAAUGUGGGGAAGAGUUUAAACUGUGUUAUUGCCAUGGUGGACAGACUGCUUGAAAAAGACAACACCAGCGAUGUUAAAGAGGGUGAGAAGGAGCCUCCAGCAGCAGAUUGCAAGGUGUUGCCUACAGGACCUCAAAGUGACUGGUAUGAACAGCUUUAUCCCCUGGUGAUUACGCUGAAGGACUGCAUGGGAGAGGUGGUGACCAGGGCGAAGCAAUCGAUGGCGUUUGUUCUGCUCCAGGAACUUGCCUGUGGUUUGCCACAGUGUUUGAUGCUGACCCUAAGAAGAGACAUCGUCUUUAGUCAAGCACUUGCUGGAUUGGUCUGUGGGUUCAUAAUCAAACUGCACACAGGCUUACGUGAUCAAGGAUUUUUACAACAGCUUCAUACUGUUGGAUUGCUUGUGCAAUAUGAAGGACUCCUUAGUACAUAUAGUGAAGAAGCAGGGAUGCUGGAAGAUAUGGCUGUGGGAAUCUCAGAUUUGCAGAAAGUAAUGUUUAAAGUCAUUGAAGCCAAAUCAGAAGAUUUUUUACCUAUUAUAACGGGAAGGCGUGAGCAUUAUAUUAUAGAGGUCCAACUUCCAGCAAAAAUGUUUGAGCUGCUGCCACAAGAGAUUAAAGAAGGAAAGCUACUUCGUAUGUAUCCAGUACUCUUUAAUGUUGGAAUCAAUGAACAGCAAACACUUGCAGAAAGGUUUGGAGAUACCACUUUGCAAGAAAACAUUAACCAAGAAAACUUGGAACUCCUAAAAGAAUAUUACAAGCUGUUUACGGAAAAAAUGCCUCCUGAUUGUCUGCCACAUUUUCAAGAACAAAAUGAUUUAAAGGGAUUGCUAGAAAAUCUCCAUCAAAAUAUCCAGGCCAAAAAGAGAAAGAAUGUAGAAAUCAUGUGGCUGGCUGCAACGAUUUGCCGUAAGCUGAACGGAGUCCGUUUCACCUGCUGCAAAAGUGCCAAAGACCGGACGUCCAUGUCGGUGACGCUGGAGCAGUGCUCCAUCCUGAGGGACGAGCAUCAGCUGCACAAAGACUUCUUCAUUCGGGCACUGGAUUGUAUGAGAAGCAGACAAACCCAGGGAGCACUGAAUGAAUCGGAUGAUCCCGAAACAGGCUGUCUAACUGAUAACAAGCCAACUUCUCGACACUUCUAUCCUGUCGCCUUGCUGCUUGUCAGCUCACACUUGCUGGUUGUGUGGCUUAUUUUAAGUCUUGCUUUGCUCUUAGCCAAAUAUCAAUAA
This is a messenger RNA of Indicator indicator, 2625 nucleotides long. It is a transcript of the gene INPP4B, whose product is annotated as inositol polyphosphate-4-phosphatase type II B. Gene Ontology annotation, molecular function: phosphatidylinositol-3,4-bisphosphate 4-phosphatase activity. Gene Ontology annotation, cellular component: cytoplasm. Lineage: Eukaryota; Metazoa; Chordata; Aves; Piciformes; Indicatoridae. Bases 361 to 2625 code for a protein of 754 amino acids. The record is from RefSeq and is a predicted model, not a curated record. The transcript is spliced from 21 exons.